Gigantopelta aegis is the source of this 2085-nucleotide messenger RNA. Its product is annotated as phosphatidylinositol N-acetylglucosaminyltransferase subunit Q-like. Gene Ontology annotation, biological process: GPI anchor biosynthetic process. The transcript is spliced from 10 exons. Gene Ontology annotation, cellular component: endoplasmic reticulum; membrane. The record is from RefSeq and is a predicted model, not a curated record. Bases 150 to 1952 code for a protein of 600 amino acids. NCBI's taxonomy places the organism in Eukaryota, Metazoa, Mollusca, Gastropoda, Neomphalida, Peltospiridae.
UCCGUUGCAUUGACAAAUGACCGGGACUGGUGGUUUGAGGUGCCAGUAAAAUAUGAUAAAUCAUGCCAUUCAUCGAAAUGCCAUUCAUGGUAUCGAAAAUUAUAAUGUGUAUACUUAUUUUUAAUACUAGACCAUAAGGAUCUGUUACCAUGUCGGAAAUCUGGAAAGUAUUUUUUCCUUUUCAACUGAAGUCAGCACAGCAUGGAUAUCUUGUUGGUUCUGUUUGUGAGGAAACAAGACAUGUGUAUGCACACUGUGUCAUCAGCAACAGCAAAUUGAAGAAAUCAAAUAAGGAGAACAAAAUCGUUCCGGGUACUUCGUUGUUUUCUCAACAGAUCAUUGGAAUCUGGAACAGUUUGGCAUCUGAUCAUACUAUAAAGUCUAGCUGUGCUCACAUUCCAAAUUAUGAGGGCAGUUAUGUUUGGGUGAUUGCACAAGAACAAGUGUCACAAUGUCUUUCAUGUGAUUUAUUCACCUGCAGAAAAGGUGCAAGUCUAAAACUGAAGUGUCACUGUAUUCUUUACAAUCCUAUAGAUGUUUUAUCCUCCUAUCUCAUCUGCAGCAAAUCAAAGCGUUUUCUAGAGUGUGAUCAACAAAACCCUGUCAGUGAACAUGGCAAUGAAACCUUAUUGCAAAAUAAUUUUGAAAUACAACACAGAUCCAGUCAUCAGGUUGAAAAUGUUGCAAGUUUGGUUGCUGGCUUAACAUCAUUUGAACAUAGUCAUACAUUGGAGCUAAGCAAUAGUGAUGUAGUCGCAUCCUGGCCAAGAGACACUGGUUAUUUUCUUUUUUAUUUGUCAGUGUGGUUGAACUCUGUUGUUCAGAACCUUUCAGGAAUUUUACCAUAUGUUGGAGGAAUGUUUGACAAUCUAUGUGUGAAGUAUCCAAAGAUAAAUUAUCUGUUAGAUGUACCAAGUUUAACUCGUCAACUACGACUGCGAUAUCACCAGAGAAAAAAUGUGACAGCUUUUUUGUCUCAUGACAAUUCUGUAAACAAGUUAUUGUACGCUGAUGUUUGUUGGCAGCAGCUGGUGGACACUGUGCUAGGUGUGUUGUUAAUGGUGUUCAUUAUGCAGGCAGGAAUGGCAGACAAUAUCGCUCAUAUUGUCAUGAUGUGGGCAGAGGAAGUAGGAAGAUCACUGACAAAUUUGAUAAACUGGCUGAUGGGUGCCCCAGCUGGACUUAAACUCAACUCACAACUAACACAGUUCCUUGGACAUUUUUUUCUUUAUCAUAUCUAUCUUUGGACAGGUUACUUAUCAAUAUUGCGUCCUGUCCUCGGCAGUCUUCUCUACUACAGCAGCUCUCUGGGACUGUUGGGAUUUUCUGUACAGCUGUGCCUUAUACAGGACAUCUUGUCCAUGCUGACUCUCCAUAUCUAUUGUUUCUAUGUAUAUGCAGCUAGGUUGUACAGUCUGCAGGUGUUCACCCUGGCUUCUCUGUGGCGAUUGUUCCGAGGCAAGAAGUGGAAUGUACUCCGCCACCGUGUUGACUCGGCUUCAUAUGACGUAGACCAGCUGUUUGUCGGAACCUUGUUCUUCACUCUGAUGCUUUUCUUGUUGCCCACCAUGCUACUCUACUACAUUGUAUUUCUUGUUUUGAGACUUGGAGUUUUAUUUGUCAAAGGUGUCUUGUCAACCUUUGUCACAAUAAUCAAUGCUACACCAGCUUUUACACUCAUCCUCUGGAUAGUCAGGUCAAAAGCUGUUUCUGGUGAUGUCAAAUUCACAGUUGUGCCAAAUUCACAGACCGAAAACACAUUGAUUUUAACGAUGCAGACUUCGCACCUUUCACUGACCAAACUGUUGAAAACAACAAAGAUCUCCCCACCUUUGGAAUUGCAGCAAGAGAAACAUUCAGUGGCAACACUGCUUCACAACAUGGUGAACGGUGAACUCAUUUAUCCAUGGAUUCCCAUUUCAUCCUUUCAGAAGAAAGAAAAAACAAAAUGACUAUAACAUGAUAUACAUCUGAGAUGUUCAACUAAUGUCUUUAAUAUACAUUUCUAAAUACAAUUUCUUUCUUGAAUACGUUCUGAUGCUGCAUGGAUGUUCUUUUUGUUAUUAAAAGUGCUUUUCAAACAAA